This is a messenger RNA of Durio zibethinus, 1312 nucleotides long. Its product is annotated as non-classical arabinogalactan protein 30-like. Gene Ontology annotation, cellular component: cell periphery. The record is from RefSeq and is a predicted model, not a curated record. Gene Ontology annotation, biological process: root hair elongation; unidimensional cell growth. Lineage: Eukaryota; Viridiplantae; Streptophyta; Magnoliopsida; Malvales; Malvaceae.
UGCCCAAUCGUGCAUUCUUUCUCUGCCAAGGAUAUUAUAGACUAAUAAUCCAGUUAUCCAUAAGAGAGUUGUAUAAAGAAUAGCAGAUGCAGGAAUCAAUUGAUGUGCAUGAAUUCAACUGUCUUAUCUUUAUUUUUAGAUCGAAAUCUUAUAAACCUGAAAAUGAUGCUUGUGAUUUCUAAUCAAAUGCUUAUACAAUUCAUGUAAACAAAUAGUGAUACUCUGCAAUGUUCUUUGAUGAAUAAAGUUCAUCUUCAUGAGUACGAUUAAGUGGAUAAAAAAGCCAGCUUUAAUAGGAUUGGUAUCCGAAAAUUUUAAAAUUUUAAACAGGAAUAUCCAUACAUUUAAAAUCGAAAAACUUAUCCAAAUAUGAAUCAAAUCCAUUGAUUUUCAGACAUGCUUGAAAAUCUGACAUCUCCUAGGAUAUGUCACUCAUAUGAAGUUUGAAGCCUUGGCUAGGUUUCGUAUAGCAAAAGCCGAAAGGGCUCUUCCAAGGUCAGCUCCAUAGUCUUAUUUUUAACUCCAAGGUGAUGGAUGUCAUUAUAAUUCAUUGUUAAUAAUAAGAAAGUGGCCCUCACGUAAACAAAUAGAGAAUGAAAGACGAGAAGGUUGGUUAUAUAGUUGGUAGUUAGUAGCCUCCACGUCUAUCAAAAUUUGAAAGCUUUCCCCAACUAUAUAUACCAUCGCAGGGAGUAACCCUCCAUCCCACAAGUCUCAGCUUUUUUCUUGAUCUUCUCUCCAAGCUCCAAGCUGAUAUCCCUGAAAAAUGGCUAGCAGCAGUCACCUAGCAGUUUUCAUCUCGUCACUGUUGCUUCUCCCAUUGGUCUUCCCCUCCAUAGCUGCUUAUGGAGACCUCCUAAAAGAGAUGAAAACUGAGGUAGUUGUGGAGGGAAUGGUCUACUGCCAGAGCUGUGAUUAUUAUGGAUCAUGGUCCUUGUUGAAAGCAGAACCAAUCGCUUCAGCUAAAGUUAGUGUCAUCUGCAAAAACAAAAAGGAUCAAGUUAGCUUCUACAAGGCUUUUGAAACAGACGGGAACGGCUACUUCUUUGCUGAACUUGAAGGGUUCCAAAUGAGCCAUUCUCUUUUGGACCAUCCUCUCCAAUCUUGCAAUGUCAGGCUUGUUUCAUCACCUCUUGAGAACUGCAACCUCCUCUCUAACAUUAACAAUGGACUCUAUGGCUCCCCACUGCGUUAUGAAAGCAAGAGACUCUACAGAAAGGAUUAUGAGGCUGUGAUCUAUGCUGCAGGUCCCUUGGCUUUCCGACCAGCACAUUGCCCUGCCCCAACUCACAAUUAACGUCACUACCGAUUA